Molecule: messenger RNA, 2160 nt
Organism: Auanema sp. JU1783
Lineage: Eukaryota; Metazoa; Nematoda; Chromadorea; Rhabditida; Rhabditidae
Source: the annotation of a GenBank genome assembly
AUGUCUCUUCUGUUACAUGGAUCCCACGAUUCGCAAACUAUUAACGAUAUUAGCGAACACUCAACAUUGCCUUCUGUUCAAAAUAUUCUUCUAGAUUUGAAUUGGUUAACAGCCAAAAUGUCAUCGGCUGCUAUUCCGAUUGUGAAAGUUCGAGGAUGCGAGAACGGAAGCAUUCCUGAAGAUUCUUCCUUAGGAUUACGACGAACACCAUUAGAUGCUUCUCACACUCCAAAAAUGCUCAAAGUUCUUGAUGGCUCGAUGUUGAGGAAUAUAUCAGCAACGGACCUCGUGCAAGAACUUAGUGACCCAGUAACCGUUUCAAAGACUAUCGAUGCCCCAACUUCUCUACCUGAAACAAGAGUACUGGUUCUCUAUACCGGCGGAACUAUUGGAAUGAUGAAUAAGGAUGGAGUUUACAAGCCUUAUGCUGGAUAUUUGCCUGAAGUCCUACGAGACAUUCCUCCAUUGAAUGAUCGAAACUUCAUAAAUGAGCAUUAUGGGAAUGUAGCGACUGUUCGUCCAUACUCUCUACCACCAGUACGUGGUAUGACAAAACGGGUUGUAUAUUGGAUAGUGGAAUAUGAGCCAUUACUUGAUUCAUGUGAUAUGACAUUCGACGAUUGGAUUCGAAUAGCUUCGGAUAUCAAGAAGGCUUAUCAUAACUAUGAUGGUUUUGUUGUGCUUCAUGGGACCGACACUUUAGCUUAUACAGCAAGUGCUCUAUCGUUCAUGAUGGAGAAUUUAGGAAAACCUGUGGUGAUAACAGGAAGCCAAAUUCCCGUGGCUGAAGUACGCUCAGACGGCAUGGACAACUUGAUAGGAGCUUUAGUAGUAGCUGGUAACUUAGAUAUUCCAGAGGUUUGUGUUUAUUUCAAUAACAAGCUGAUGCGAGGCAAUCGUACAAUCAAACUUGACAAUUCCGCGUUGGAAGCCUUUGAGAGUCCAAAUCUACCACCAUUAGCACGAAUGAAUAUUAAUAUAAAAGUGAACUAUGAUUCCGUUUUUCGAAGUGAUACUAUUGAAGCGUUCUCUGUACAUGAUAACCUGUGUAGGAACGUUGGUAUUCUCAGAAUUUUCCCGUCCAUAAGUAUUGAACUGGUCCAGUCUUUCUUAGCUCCGCCAGUAAAAGGAGUAAUUCUUCAAACAUAUGGAUGUGGAAACGUGCCAUCGCAACGUAAAGAUAUUCUGAAUGCUAUUAAGGAAGCUAUUGAUGAGAGGGGAUUGCUUGUGCUCAAUUGCUCUCAAUGUCUUCGAGGACAAGUGGAUUUGAAUUAUGCGACUGGAAAAGUUCUAACAGAUAUUGGAGUCAUUUCUGGCUCAGAUAUGACUUCUGAAGCUGCUAUGACGAAAAUGUGUUAUGUGCUUGGAAAGGAUGAAUGGCCACUGGCUAAGAAAAAACUUAUGUUACAAACCAAUCUUCGUGGAGAAAUGACAGUGAGCAACAUGGAACCAAUGAGAGAAUCUGACAUCAUUCCCUAUAUCGCAAAAUGCUUGAGGUUAUCCUCUACGAAUGAGAUUCAACUCUUACGGGACACCAUCCUUCCUCCAUUAUUCUGUAAUGCUGCAAAAACUAAUAAACCCGAGCUUCUGAAGAGCUUGAAUGAAAGUGGUGUCAAUUUCUCUUCUCCUGACUACAAUUUGCGAACUGCUCUACAUGUGGCAGCAUCUCAUGGAAACAUCGACGCUGUCAAAUAUCUUUUGAGCAUAGGAGUUAAUGUUCACACAAAGGAUAUGUUUGGGUAUAAUCCAUUAGUAUGUGCUGUGAAGGCUAAAGCUCUGCCAUGCGUCCAUGUUCUAAGAAAAGCUGGCGCAAGUAUUGAUGCCACAACACACAAAAUAGGAGUUGAGUUGUGCUUAGCUGCUUCACAGGGUGACUUAACACUGCUCAAAUGCUAUAGAGCAGCGGGAUGUACUAUGAAAGAAUGUGACUAUGAUGGUAGAACUGCUCUCCAUGUGGCUGUGACUCAUAAUCGCAAAGACAUCGUACAGUAUCUAAUGGAAUGCGGAUUGGACCCAAGAGUUAUGGACGAGUUUGGCACGACACCAUAUACUGAAGCUAAUAGAAAGAAGAACACGGAAAUGGUCGAUAUGUUGCGGCAUUUGCAAGAAAGACACCUACACGAUUUGAGUGAUUUCGAUGACCUAAGUCACGAGGAGUGA